Oncorhynchus gorbuscha (pink salmon) is the source of this 2555-nucleotide messenger RNA. Its product is annotated as synaptic vesicle membrane protein VAT-1 homolog. NCBI's taxonomy places the organism in Eukaryota, Metazoa, Chordata, Actinopteri, Salmoniformes, Salmonidae. The transcript has 6 exons. The coding region runs from base 321 to 1745 and encodes 474 amino acids. The record is from RefSeq and is a predicted model, not a curated record. Gene Ontology annotation, molecular function: oxidoreductase activity.
GCUCUCCGGGUUUUCUAGCUUGCCUCCUUCUCGUCCCACACACACACUGUCAGAGCGCGGAGUUGACACCCUCUGGCCACUGUAGCCGUUGCGAGGCAGCCUGCUCUUUCCUCAGCUGAAGCUCUCAUUGACUCGGGUCUGUGUCCUCAUGCAAGGCUGCUGAAGAAGCUCUGAGAAUCAGGUUUUUUCUUCUCUCUUUGCUCCUGACUCACUCAGAUCGGACUCAUCAACGCUUCAUUACAGCAAAGCUCCUAAAGACAAGAGGAUAAAAGUGAACGUUUAAUUUCAAGACUUGUCACUGUCUACUAAUACUCUUCACAAUGUCUGGCGAUGAUGCACCUGCUCAGCAGCAAAACGCCGAGGAAACAAAGCAAGAUAAUACACCCAGCGAGGAGCCGAAAGCUGAGUCCAAGCCGGAGUCCCCACCAGUCAGUUCCAACGAGGCGGCAGCCACACCGGCGGCGACCGAGAAGGUCCCUGAGGAAGAGCAGUUCACCUACCGCUCUCUGGUCCUUUCCGGCUACGGGGGCUAUGAUAAGGUGAAACUGCAGGUGAAGAAGGGGAAGCCGGCACUCAAGGCCGGAGAAGUCAUGGUGCGGGUCAAGGCAUGCGGGCUGAACUUUGCCGACCUGCUGGCCCGGCAGGGUCUGUACGACCGGCUGCCGUCCCCACCUGUCACGCCAGGGAUGGAGUGCUCCGGGGAGAUCGAGGCUGUGGGAGAAGAGGUGACGGAUAGAAAAGUGGGUGACAAGGUGCUGGUGCUGAACCGCUGUGGGCUGUGGCAGGAGGUGGCCGUGGUGCCCGCUACCCACACGUUCCUCAUCCCAGAGGGAAUGACUUUUGAGGAAGCAGCCGCCCUCCCCGUCAACUACAUCACCGCCUACAUGAUGCUGUUUGACUUUGGCAACCUGAGGCCCAACCAGAGCAUCCUCAUUCACUCUGCUGCAGGUGGGGUGGGCAUCGCGGCCACCCAGCUGUGUCAGACAGUGAAGGACGUGACCGUGUUCGGGACAGCGUCGGCCAGUAAGCACGAGACCAUCAGCCAGGGCGGAGUCACACACUGCAUUGACUACCGUACACGGGACUAUGUGGAGGAAGUCCGCAAGAUCAGCCCCAAAGGGCUGGAUAUUGUGCUGGAUCCUCUGGGAGGCUCAGACACCCACAAGGCUUACAACCUGCUGAAGCCCAUGGGCAAGCUCAUCACCUACGGUGCAGCCAACAUGCUGGCAGGCCAGAAGAAGAACCUUCUGGCGGUGGCUAAGACCUGGUACCACCAGUUCUCCAUCCACACACUCAGCCUGAUCCAGAACAACAAGUCAGUGUGUGGCUUCCACCUGGGCUACCUGGACGGAGAGGUGGAGGUGAUUCAACAGGCCAUGACCACCAUCCUGGACCUCUAUAAACAGGGCAAGAUCAAACCACGCAUCGACUCCACCUAUCACCUCGAACAGGUGGGCGAUGCCAUGCGGAGAAUGCAGGAGAGAAACAACAUCGGCAAGGUGAUCCUCAUCACCGAGCCUAUGCCAGAGGAGGAGAAGAAAGAGGAGCCUAAGAAAGAGGAGAAGAAGGAGGACAAGAAGAAAGAGGACAAGAAGAAAGACGACAAGAAGAAGGAUGACUCCAAGAAGGAGGACAAGAAAGAAGAGAAGAAGAAGGAAGAGCCGAAGAAGGAGGAGAAAAACGAGGAGAAAAACGAGGAGAAGAAAGAGGAGAAGAAGGAGGAGCCCAAGAAAGAGGAGAAGUGAGAGUGAGGGAUUGAUGGAUGGAUGGAUAGUCAGGCAGGCAGACCAUAGGGGAGCUCUUGUCCUGGGAGCAAGGGUUUGGUUUGGGAGGGGGUGACAGGGCAGGGGAAAUGUGGUGGGGGAGGGAAAGGGAGGUGUGGUGUGUGUGGAUUGGAGUUGGGAGAGCGGGGGAUGGGGGUGGGCUUUAUAGACACAUUGAACAGCAGUCAACUCUGUCAUCCCUACCAUCAUCUCUCAGACCCCUUCCCAGUCCACUCUGACAGCAAAUACUCAGGCCUGGGCCUUUACCCACCCCUCCCCCUCCUCCUCUCUCUCUCCUCCCCCACUCAAGCAAGGGUCACCUUAUUUCUGAAUCCCUCACGCUCCCUCAUCCCAAGGCACCUUAAUGAUAGCCGGGCUCACAGAACAGCUCCUGCCCUCACCUCGCCACCAUGGGAAAAUGACCACUACUAUACGCUACCCUGUGACUCGUGUCAUAACAGUCUGAAGGUGUUGCCUGUUGAGACCCCAGAGAGAGAGUCCGAGAGAGAGACACACAGAGGGACAGUGUGGGUGUAAUUCCCAGGCCUGGGGUGCAUCACCGUUGCCUUGACAACGAUAAUUCGACCCGUUCCAACUCACACAGUGCCCCUCCUCCCUCCAUGUCGACUCCCACUAUGCUAAAUUGCCCUGCCCUGACUUCCACCUGUCACCUCUCCUUCCUCCCCUCUCCCUCUAUUGAGUUGCCCCUCCCCCUCUCCCUAUUGUACAGACAGACAGACAGACAGACAGACAGACAGACAGACAGACAGACAGACAGACAGACAGACAGAC